This is a messenger RNA of Closterium sp. Naga37s-1, 4995 nucleotides long. Lineage: Eukaryota; Viridiplantae; Streptophyta; Zygnematophyceae; Desmidiales; Closteriaceae. The record is from the annotation of a GenBank genome assembly.
AUGCGCCCCGCCUCACGCGCGGCAGACGUGGCGUACUUCUCGGGCAGCGAGGUGCGGUGCCGCGACGGGUCGCGGUCAGUGGCGAUGCAGCGAGUGAACGACGACUUCUGUGACUGCGCUGACGGCACCGACGAGCCCGGCACGUCAGCGUGCGCCCUGUCGCGCUUCUACUGCGCCAACCGCGGCCACAUGCCGCUCACGCUCUUCUCCUCGCGAGUCAACGACGGCAUCUGCGGCUGCGUCACUGACUGCACCCACCGCCUCUCCCAUAUGUCUCUCCUCUCCCAUAUGCCUCGCCUCUCCCAUAUGUCUCGCCUCUCCAUAUGCCUCGCCUCUCCCAUAUGUCUCGCCUCUCCCAUAUGUCUCGCCUCUCCCAUAUGCCUCGCCUCUCCCAUAUGCCUCGCCUCUCCCAUAUGCCUCGCCUCUCCCAUGUGCCUCACCUCUCCCAUAUGCCUCGCCUCUCCCAUAUGCCUCGCCUCUCCCAUAUGCCUCGCCUCUCCCAUGUGCCUCGCCUCUCCCAUAUGCCUCGCCUCUCCCAUGUGCCUCGCCUCUCCCAUAUGCCUCGCCUCUCCCAUAUGCCUCGCCUCUCCCAUAUGCCUCGCCUCUCCCAUGUGCCUCGCCUCUCCCAUAUGUCUCGCCUCUCCAUAUGCCUCGCCUCUCCCAUAUGUCUCGCCUCUCCCAUAUGUCUCGCCUCUCCCAUAUGCCUCGCCUCUCCCAUAUGCCUCGCCUCUCCCAUGUGCCUCGCCUCUCCCAUAUGCCUCGCCUCUCCCAUAUGCCUCGCCUCUCCCAUAUGCCUCGCCUCUCCCAUAUGCCUCGCCUCUCCCAUAUGCCUCGCCUCUCCCAUAUGCCUCGCCUCACCCAUGUGUCUCGCCUCUCCCAUAUGCCUCGCCUCUCCCAUAUGCCUCGCCUCUCCCAUAUGCCUCGCCUCUCCCAUAUGUCUCGCCUCUCCCAUAUGCCUCGCCUCUCCCAUGUGCCUCGCCUCUCCCAUGUGCCUCGCCCCUCCCAUAUGCCUCGCCUCUCCCAUAUGCCUCGCCUCUCCCAUAUGCCUCGCCUCUCCCAUAUGCCUCGCCUCUCCCAUAUGCCUCGCCUCUCCCAUAUGCCUCGCCUCUCCCAUAUGCCUCGCCUCUCCCAUAUGCCUCGCCUCUCCCAUAUGCCUCGCCUCUCCCAUAUGCCUCGCCUCUCCCAUAUGCCUCGCCUCUCCCAUAUGCCUCGCCUCUCCCAUAUGCCUCGCCUCUCCCAUAUGCCUCGCCUCUCCCAUAUGCCUCGCCUCUCCCAUAUGCCUCGCCUCUCCCAUAUGCCUCGCCUCUCCCAUAUGCCUCGCAUCUCCCAUAUGCCUCGCCUCUCCCAUAUGCCUCGCCUCUCCCAUAUGCCUCGCCUCUCCCAUAUGCCUCGCCUCUCCCAUAUGCCUCGCCUCUCCCAUAUGCCUCGCCUCUCCCAUAUGCCUCGCCUCUCCCAUAUGCCUCACCUCUCCCAUAUGCCUCGCCUCUCCCAUAUGCCUCGCCUCUCCCAUAUGCCUCGCCUCUCCCAUAUGCCUCGCCUCUCCCAUAUGCCUCGCCUCUCCCAUAUGCCUCGCCUCUCCCAUAUGCCUCGCCUCUCCCAUAUGCCUCGCCUCUCCCAUAUGCCUCGCCUCUCCCAUAUGCCUCGCCUCUCCCAUAUGCCUCGCCUCUCCCAUAUGCCUCGCCUCUCCCAUAUGCCUCGCCUCUCCCAUAUGCCUCGCCUCUCCCAUAUGCCUCGCCUCUCCCAUAUGCCUCGCCUCUCCCAUAUGCCUCGCCUCUCCCAUAUGCCUCGCCUCUCCCAUAUGCCUCGCCUCUCCCAUAUGCCUCGCCUCUCCCAUAUGCCUCGCCUCUCCCAUAUGCCUUGCCUCUCCCAUAUGUCUCGCCUCUCCCAUCUGCCUCGCCUCUCCCAUGUGCCUCGCCUCUCCCAUGUGCCUCGCCUCUCCCAUAUGCCUCGCCUCUCCCAUAUGCCUCGCCUCUCCCAUAUGCCUCGCCUCUCCCAUAUGCCUCGCCUCUCCCAUAUGCCUCGCCUCUCCCAUAUGCCUCGCCUCUCCCAUAUGCCUCGCCUCUCCCAUAUGCCUCGCCUCUCCCAUAUGCCUCGCCUCUCCCAUAUGCCUCUCCUCUCCCAUGUGCCUCGCCUCUCCCAUAUGCCUCGCCUCUCCCAUAUGCCUCACCUCACACUCCACCAAUGCUGUGGCCUCGCCCCCUCAUCCCUCUCUCUCGCCCUCCGCCCUCCCUCCCUCCCCCGCGCCCAUCAGACUGCUGUGACGGGUCGGACGAGUACGCCAGCGGGGCGGGCUGCAACAACAUGUGUGUGCAGAUGGGCGCCGAGACGCGCAGCCAGCUGGCGGCUGACGUGGCGGCGGUGAGGGAGGGCGUGAAGCUGCGAGGCAAGGCGGUGGUGGGGCACGUGGCGCUAAGGGAGAAGUGGGAGCGCGAGGUCACGGAGCUGGAGGAGCGGCGCGCACAGCUGGUGGAGCAGGAGAAGGCGCUCAAAGGUGAAUGGCCGUUGCUCGACCACAGGUCACCCAUCACAUGCAUGCGUGCCCCGACCACCUCACCGUGCCCCGACCACCUCACCGUGCCCCGACCAGCUCACCGUGCCCCGACCACCUCACCGUGCCCCGACCACCUCACCGUGCCCCGACCACCUCACCGUGCCCCGACCACCUCACCGUGCCCCGACCACCUCACCGUGCCCCGACCACCUCACCGUGCCCGACCACCUCACCGUGCCCCGACCACCUCACCGUGCCCGACCACCUCACCGUGCUCCGACCACCUCACCGUGCCCCGACCACCUCACCGUGCCCGACCACCUCACCGUGCCCCGACCACCUCACUGUGCCCGCCUGACCACCUCACCGUGCUUGACCUCAUUCUACCUGCCUGCCCUCUUGUACACUCCUGCCCCACCUCUUUCUCCUCCCCAUCCCGCACCCCAACCCAACCCCCUGUCCGUUUGUCCUUCUGUGCGUAUCUCUUCCUGUCCGUUUGUCCUUCUGUGCGUAUCUCUUCCUGUCCGUUUGUCCUUCUGUGCGUAUCUCUUCCUGUCCGUUUGUCCUUCUGUGCGUAUCUCUUCCUGUCCGUUUGUCCUUCUGUGCGUAUCUCUUCCUGUCCGUUUGUCCUUCUGUGCGUAUCUCUUCCUGUCCGUUUGUCCUUCUGUGCGUAUCUCUUCCUGUCCGUUUGUCCUUCUGUGCGUAUCUCUUCCUGUCCGUUUGUCCUUCUGUGCGUAUCUCUUCCUGGCCUUUGGCUACGCAACGUGCCUGCCUCGCUGCAUCGCCUCCAUCUGCCGCCCAACCUGCCGCCCGCUUGCCCAUCCUGUUGCCGCCCACUCGCUGUCCUGCUGGCCGACUCGGCACCGCCACCAUGCCACUACCCCACCCACCGUGCGGGGCAUGGCAGCACACAUCCACUCGCUCGUUGCCUCGGCCUCCCUGCCGCCAUCGCUGCUCCUCCUCGCCCUGCUCGCCCUCCUCCUCUGCCACCGCCCCCUGCGUGCGCUGGUGCUCGCCCCCCCCUGCGCCUGCCUGCGCCUAGUGCAGCGCGCAAGGAGGAGUUGGAGCGGCAGGAGGGGAGGGAGAAGGCAUGGAGGGCGAGGUUGGAGAGGGAGCAGCGCGCCAGGGACGCCCUUGUGGCGCACACCCGCCCUGUGAGAACCGCUGCUGCUGCUGCUCACAGUGGUGGCGGCGAUGGUGACGGUGGGGAGAGUGCGGUUACUUGGGACGGGAAGGUGCCAGCAGAGGCAGAGGAGUCGUGGAACGGAGCCGAUGGGGCAGCUGGGGCAGUUGGUGGGGAUGGUGCGGACAGUGCUGUGAUGGGCACAGGAAGUGAGGAGAGAGGUGAAGGAGAGGAGGGUGCAGCAGGGGGCGAGGGGGAAGAAGGAAGUGAGGAUUUGUCUGGUCUGUCCAAGGAGGAGAUGGGGCGGCGGAUUGCGUCCCGAUGGACUGGGGGGGGGGAGGGAGGGCAGCAGCACGAGGAGCACAGUGGGCAUGCGGCAGAGCAAGGUGUGGAGGACGAGGGCUCGCCACCCCCUGAUUUGGGCUAUGGUGAUCCGGAUGCGGUGCAGAGCGGUGACCAUGAUCAUGAUCAUGACGACGACCAUGACUAUAGUGGCAAUGACGACGAUGAGUACAAGGAGGAUGCUAAUAACGAGGAUGAGGACUACAGCAAGGAUGAGGAGGAGGAUCGGGAUGGGGAUGCAGAGCAUGAGGGGGAGGAGGAGGCAGCGGAUCUGGAGCAAGAGAUGGGGGGAGGGGGAGGGGAGGCGGAUGAGGGCAAGGGAGGGGCAAGGGGGGAUGGAGGGGGAGUGGAGGAGGAUGAUGGGGAGGAGGGCGAGGUGAGCGUGGAGGAGUUAAAGCAGCUAGAGGAGUUCAACCGAGAUGACCCGCCAGCCGUGACACCUGUCAUUGUCUGGUUGGCUCGCACACUCCGCUGGCCCGUGGCGGUGUGUGCGCGCCUCUACUCCCUCGCCAUCCCCACACCACCGCUCACCCUCAAUGCCUCUCGGGUGGCGGCAGCGAGGGAGGAGCACAGGGAGGUGGAGGAGCAGCUGAGGAAGGCGAGGAGCCGGGCCAAGGUGCUCAAGGACAAGCUCAAGCGCGACUAUGGGCCGCACGGGGAGUUCUCCAACCUUGUCGAUCGCUGCUUCUCCUUCAACGCCAACCAGUACACAUAUGAGAUCUGCCCGUACAAGAAGGCGGUGCAGAAGGAAGGCCACUCCGAGACCACUCUUGGGCACUUCAAGCGGUUUGAGGAGGACCACACAGUGAUGGCGUUUGAGGAUGGCGAGCACUGCUGGAAUGGACCGGCAAGGAGCAUCAAGGUGCACUUCAAGUGCGGGGCGGACGUGGCGGUGCUGGCGGUGGACGAACCCAACCGCUGCGAGUAUUCGGCCGUCAUGACCACGCCAUCACUGUGCACGGAAGAAAAAGCCAAGGAGUUGGAGCAACAGCUGGAGGCCAUGCUAAAGGACGUCCAGCCCGCGCAUGAUGAGCUCUGA